GAAUGAGCGGGAGCGGCUAGAAUGUGCUGCUAUCAGAUAUCCUUUGACAGUCAUGCAUGCUUGUUCUCGGUCCCGUGCGUCACAUCUGCAUUAGAACACGCCCCUUCCAAGCGCUUGUUGAAUAGGAAUGACAAGGAAACAUGACAAGCGCUGAAGACGAAUCUCAUAUACUGUUAUAACCGCGCGCGUUCACGCCGCCGCGUCAUUUGAAUGCCGCUCCACCGCUUUAAAUCUGAACGGAGCCACGGGGAAAGCCGCUUGGGACGCAGCCAAAAAUUACCACCGAGAGGAGAAACCCAGCCCUGCUUCGAUUACGCACCGAGAGAGGGAGCACGCUGAUAGUGACAGCGGUGCUUCAACAGCUAAACUCAUCUGUGAUCAACCGUGCGAUACUUGCUCCGUUGUCUGCCGUGCAGCCUCGGAGGAUGUAGAGAUCGGCCUGCUGUCUCGGGCAUGUUCGGUUUAACGGGACUCGUCGCCAGCGGCUCGACAACGCUGUGUUUGAACAGGCAAUGCCUUCCUUACGCAAACUACAACAGCCUCACGCGUGUGUCAGCGAUUCGUCGUUUUACUUAUCUACACGUGUGUUGAUAGUUUAAAAUGCCUAGGUUUUGAUUUAAAUACUUUUAUACGAACGGAAAAUAGCAUAUUGGGCUGGGAGGAGCAAUAAGGAGCAGCUCUAUCUACUCUUCGGCUUCCAGGUUUUUUUUUGAUGGAGCUGGAGAAUAUUGUUGCAAACACGGUACUCCUGAAGGCACGAGAGGGCGGAGGAGGAAAACGGAAAGGAAGAAGUAAAAAAUGGAGGGAGAUCCUUCGUUUCCCUCAUAUCAGUCAGUGCACAGAGUUGAGCAAAACCAUCGAGCGGGACUAUGUCAGCCUGUGUGACAAGCAGCCCAUCGGGGGACUUCUGUUCCGCCUCUACUGUGAGACGCGACCAGAGCUGCAGCGAUGCAUCCAGCUCCUGGACGCCAUGGAGGACUACGAGGUGACACCCGAUGAGAAGAGGAAGAGUCGAGGAGAUGAGAUCAUCAAGAAGUUUCUCACCAAGCAGUCCUCUGAGUGUGUAGAUGUAGCUGAAGGUCUUGCUGAAAGUUGCAGAGAAAAUCUAGAACUGAGCCCCUGCAAGGAGAUCUUCAGUGACUGUCGCAAAGCUCUUCAUGACUACUUAAGUGGUGCUCCUUUUGCUGACUAUCAGAACAGCAUGUACUUCGACCGCUUCCUCCAAUGGAAAAUGCUAGAAAGACAAUCCGUCACAAAAGACACGUUUCGGCAGUAUAGAGUUCUGGGGAAAGGAGGCUUUGGAGAGGUGUGUGCGUGCCAGGUGAGAGCCACGGGAAAAAUGUAUGCUUGUAAAAAGCUGGAGAAGAAAAGGAUAAAGAAGAGGAAGGGGGAGGCCAUGGCUCUAAAUGAGAAACAGAUUCUGGAGAAGGUCAACAGCAGGUUUGUGGUUAGUUUAGCGUACACGUAUGAGACCAAAGAUGCCCUGUGUCUGGUGCUGACCAUAAUGAACGGUGGUGAUCUGAAGUUUCACAUCUAUAACAUGGGAACCCCAGGCUUCGAGAAGGAGCGUGUGCAGUUCUACUCCGCUGAGAUCUGCUGCGGUCUCGAGCACCUGCACAGAGAGUCUAUCGUCUACAGGGAUCUAAAACCAGAGAAUAUACUAUUAGAUGAUAAUGGACAUAUCCGGAUCUCAGACCUGGGUCUGGCCAUUAAAGUGCCUGAUGGAGAACCGAUUCGUGGCCGAGUGGGGACCGUGGGCUACAUGGCUCCAGAGGUGAUCAAUAACGAGCGCUAUGGCAUGAGUCCGGACUGGUGGGGAUUGGGUUGUCUGAUCUAUGAGAUGACCGCCGGCCGAUCGCCUUUCCGCGCUCGCAAAGAACGAGUGAAGAGAGAAGAGGUGGAGAAGAGGGUGCAGGAGGAAGAGGAGGAGUACAGCGACAAGUUUACAGAAGACACCAAAGGCAUCUGCAGGAUGCUGCUAGCCAAAGAUCCCAAGCAGAGGCUUGGCUGCCAGGCGGACGGGGGUGCUGGAGUCAAAGCCCACCCCUUCUUCAAGAACAUCAACUUCAAGAGGCUAGAAGCCGGCAUUCUGGAACCUUCCUUUGUGCCUGAUCCCAGGGCGGUCUACUGUAAAGAUGUUCUGGACAUUGAGCAGUUCUCCACCGUUAAGGGUGUCAACCUGGACCAAACAGACAAUGAUUUCUACUCCAAGUUUGCCACUGGCAGUGUCUCUAUCCCAUGGCAAACUGAGAUGAUCGAGACGGAGUGCUUCAGUGACCUUAAUGUAUUCGGGCCUCAGGGAACGCGGCCCCCUGACCUGGAUUGGAACCAGCCUCCCGAGCCUCCUCGGCGUAGCCUGCUGGACAGGAUCUUUAGGAGACAUCAUCCAGAGGUGACCAUCGCUCAAAGCCGGGUCUCGUCUUCCAGUGUCAACUCUGUUGACUCCAUGACAAACUCUGCCCCCUAGUGGACAGACUGCUGCGGGACCACAGGAAACAAAAGAAAGUGAGUGAUAAACAGAGGAAAGAAUGAGAGUGAGGAACUCCUCCUGCCCUUUAAAGACCGGACAGAACGUGGAAGAGUGUUUUCCUUGCCUUGGCCCACAUUAUCCAUCCACUGCCCGCUGAGAGGACAGGAGACGAAACAAGCUCCCGUUUUUGUGACAGAAAGGAGAACAUUUAUUCCUUCACCUCACGCUCCCUCAGGAUUGCUGGAACAGUAAAGAGCCACUGACAAAUGACACAAUAUUAACUCAUAUUAUUCAGGGGAUUUUAUCGACAAAGAAAGGCCUCCACAGGGAACGGGAAGGGGGCUUUUUAAAUGUUCUUUUGCAAAGGAAAGCUAAUAUAGUGAACUUAAGAGACUACACACGCACUCACAAACACACACACUCACUCUGUCUCUCAUUUCCUCCUCCAUCCCUCUUAUAAUAGGCCUACUUACCUACCCAUUUUUUCUUUUCUUUCCAUCUACACAUAACAUCUCCAACCUCAACCUAAAAUGUGCAUUGCCUUGCAUACUCUCAGGCCAAAGAUGGGGCUUUUUAACAAGAAGACACGUAUUUGAGUAGCUGUUGCCAUAAUUCGCUUCAGAGAGUGACGAAAGGCCUAAAAGCACAAGGAAAUAGGAGCUCGGUGAAGCUGUACAUUGUUCCCUCCCUAUUUAAUUUCCAAAUUAUGUAAUAGCACUGAAAAACAAACUCACUCUGGCAGUUUCAGCCUCUUCCAGUCCACCGAAAGGGAUAGUUCACCCAAAAAUGAACAUUUUGUCAUGUUUACAUCCUCAUCUCUGUCUGAACCUGUAUGACUUUCCUUUUUCUGGUGAACAUAAAAGAAGAUAUUUUGAAGAAUGUUGGUAACCAAACAGUUUCGGUUCCCAUUGACUUCCAUUGUUUCUUUUGUCCAGUUAAUGGGAACCGAAACUAAGUUACCAACAUUCUUCAAAAUAUCUUCUUUUAUGUUCACUAGGAGAAGGAAAGCGAUACAGGAUCUGGAACGACAUGCAAAUGAUGACAAGAAAAGGUCAUUUUUAGGUGGAUUGACCUAAGUCUGUUUUCUUAAAUCUCAUCUGCUCUGUGUGGCAGGCACAACUUGGUCUACAAACAUGAGCUAAAAGCAUCUCUGUAUGGUCACUUCCUUUGUGCUUAAAGGCUGUUGGGCUAUGGUGAAAGGCGGAGCUAUAUGAGUGGGCGUGGCCUUUGGGUAGGUAGGCUGUCUACCAGCAGAUACAUAGCCAAUCACAGCACAAGAAGUCAGUCAGGGAGUCCUUCUCAUCUCAUCACAUUAUACAUAAGUGGAUCAUUAAACAAAUUUACAGAAAAUGAAGGACUGAAACGGUUUAUUACUCAAGUUUUCAUAGGCAAAUUGGCGUUAAUUCGAGGACAUUAAUUGACUCUUAAACAUAAGCUACUUAGAUUUUUGCUGAUGUGUAAAACAGUUUAAAAUGUGUUAAAUUUAUAUUGUUGCAAGCUCCAAGAGGAGAUGGUAUGAACCACCUAAUCAUCAUAAUCACUGAAGGAUCGCCACAUUUGAGCAUUUAUACAUUUUAGGACAGCAAAACCGCUUUUCUUCCAGAUUUGGUGUGUAAAUAUGCCUUCAUUUCAUCCGAUGUCAACCACUACUAGACUGAAACUGGCAAAACUUCACUUCAGCAUUUACACACGCGCACCAUAAUACACCAAACUCAUUCACUUCCAUACCUCAGCAGCUGUUUUCUCUUAUUUAUACAGUUUCCAAUCAGAUGCCAGCUGGUAGGAAGACAUUUCAUCCAUCUUUCCCAGCUGUGCAUGUAGAGCUACUCAUUUAAAAAGUGUGCAGGAUUUCAGUUGUAUAGACAUCACAGGAAUCCAAAACAUACAUCCCGUCCAUAGAGAAUACGUGAUGGUUUUGUAGUGUUUCUUAAUGAAUGGAUAGUUUUUCAGUAACCAAACGGUGCGAUUCAAGAAGGAACAGAAAACGAAUCUCAACCUCAUAAUCUUGCAUUUACAAUACCAUUCCAAGGUUUUUAUACGCCUCCGCAUUCAUUAGCGCAUCUCAAGACAAAUCAAGUAUAUUAAAACAGUGACUUGAAGCUAUUUCACGAGUACGUAUGCUAAGUACCAUGUCAUUUCCAAUCAUUAAACUGAUGUGUGUUUACCAAA
Messenger RNA from Carassius carassius (crucian carp), 4639 nucleotides. Its product is annotated as G protein-coupled receptor kinase 5-like. The transcript has 16 exons. Gene Ontology annotation, biological process: protein phosphorylation; signal transduction; regulation of signal transduction. Gene Ontology annotation, cellular component: cytoplasm. Bases 713 to 2467 code for a protein of 584 amino acids. NCBI's taxonomy places the organism in Eukaryota, Metazoa, Chordata, Actinopteri, Cypriniformes, Cyprinidae. The record is from RefSeq and is a predicted model, not a curated record. Gene Ontology annotation, molecular function: G protein-coupled receptor kinase activity; ATP binding.